AUGUUCAAUAAUAAUAUCAGAACACUUAGCCAAGGAGUCUUCUUCCCCCUUGGUAAUCUGGAGAUUCUCGAGCUAGGUGGAAAUAAUCUACCAUUGCUGAAGGACUAUUCGUUUGAUGGUCUAGGUAACCUCAAACAUCUUUUAUUCGUUAGGAACAGACUUCAGGAGAUAGAGAACGGGACACUUCAUGGUCUUGGGAUGUUAUUAAGUUUAGACCUUAACAACAAUAAAAUUACAGUGUUACCGCACGGUGUAUUCACAGGCCUAAGAAGUCUUACUGACCUGUCGAUGGAACAAAAUUUAAUAUCGUAUUUAACGGAUGGUUCGUUUUUAGGUCUCCAAAACCUCCAGUCGCUUCGACUAAGCAAAAAUAACAUCCAGGUGAUAGAGAAAGGGGCAUUUCGUGAUCUCGGCAAGCUAUUACGUUUAUAUCUCUCUGAAAAUCAAAUCACGGGUCUGGGGAUAGGUCGCUUUGAGGAAUUAUCUAACUUAAAGUAUCUCCAUCUUGACUUAAACAGCAUCACGGCGCUAGAGGAAGGUGCAUUUCGUGGAUUGGUUGGACUAGACAACCUUGACAUCUCAUCCAACAAAAUUGCAACUUUUUCGAGUGAAACAUUCACGGAACUAAACAAUCUACACACAUUGGACUUGUUUUCUAAUUUGUUCAACUGCACAUGUGCUUUGCAAGGGAUUGCUUCAUGGUUUAGCGCAAACCGACAAAUGAUUGCAGACGCCAGUAAUAUGACGUGUGACACACCGUCUAACAUGCAGGGGAUGGUUAUCCUGGACAUUGAUUGGUCUCUCUUGGGAUGCAGUACAUGGACAAGUAGCUCUACAAUUCCACCCACUGAGGCCACGAAUCCACCAGAUGACUCAUCUCUCUUAGAAUCCAGUACAUGGACAAGUAGCUCAGCUUUUCCAACCAAUGAGGCCUCGAAUCCACCAGAUGACUCAUCUCUCUUAGAAUCCAGAACAUGGACAAGUAGCUCAGCUUUUCCAACCAAUGAGGCCACGAAUCCACCAGAUGACUCAUCUCUCUUAGAAUCCAGUACAUGGACAAGAAGCUCAGCUUUUCCGACCAAUGAGGCCACGAAUCUACCAGAUGAUUCGACGCUCUUAGAAUCCAGUACAUGGACAAGUAGCUCAGCUUUUCCAACCAAUGAGGCCACGAAUUUACCAGAUGAUUCGACGCUCUUAGAAUCCAAUACUUGGACAAGUAGCUCAACAAUUCCAUCCAAUGAGGCCACGAAUCUACCAGAUGAUUCGUUGCUCUUAGAAAACAGUACACUGACACGUCGUUCAACAAUUCCACCCAAUGAGGCCACGAAUCUAAAAGAUAAUUCGUCGCUCUUAGAAGACAGUACAUGGACAAGUAGCUCCACAAUUCCACCAAACGAGGCUACGAAUCUACCAGAUGAUUCGUCGCUCUUAGAAAAUAAUACAUGGACAAGUAGCUCAACAAUUCCACCCAAUGAGGCCACGAAUCUACCAGAUGAUUCGUCGCUCUUAGAAAACAGCACACUGACACGUAGUUCAGCACUUCCACCUAAUGAGGACACUAAUCUCCCAGAUGAUUCGUAUUUCUCAGAAUGCGGGUGUAUUCGAUUCCAUGUUCUCGAACCAAAAACGAUGUACUUGAACGGGUCGAACACACGAGAACGCAUUCCGGAGCAAAUCCCGUACUCGAAUCCAACACCACCUCGGCUGCUGAUGCAGCGCGAACGAACUCACUGA
Lineus longissimus is the source of this 1734-nucleotide messenger RNA. Its product is annotated as leucine-rich repeat-containing protein 15-like. Gene Ontology annotation, cellular component: plasma membrane. The transcript has 2 exons. Gene Ontology annotation, biological process: cell surface receptor signaling pathway. NCBI's taxonomy places the organism in Eukaryota, Metazoa, Nemertea, Pilidiophora, Heteronemertea, Lineidae. The coding region runs from base 1 to 1734 and encodes 577 amino acids. The record is from RefSeq and is a predicted model, not a curated record. Gene Ontology annotation, molecular function: protein binding.